AUGCGGCCCGAGACCGGGCAACGCAUCAGCCGAUUGGUGGCGACCGCUUCAAAAAAAAUCUCCCUGAUCAACAACACGACCCCCCAAUGCUCCAGACGAUGGAGUGAAGCAAACGCAUAUCAGACAAACUGUCCUUACCAUAUUGCGCUAUCUCUCUUCGCUGCUAGGAUCGCAUUCGCUGGAAUGAGCGCAGCGCUUCGCGUACCGCUGCGGGCCUGCGCCAAUCCCGCCACGGUUAUUGGGCAACCGCUCAAAGGCUCGUUUACUGCCUGCGCAUCGUUUCAUACACACUCGAAAUCGGUCGUGCGCAACUCGCCUUUCUUGUUUGGAAAUACUGUCAAGUCAUGGAGUCCACGACAGAAUUGGGUAAAGCCGAUUUCGCCCUCUUCGCAGCGGUCGUUUGCCUCGAGAACUGCGACGCUCCUUUCCGCGGAGGCCUCGAGCUUGAAGGGUAAUGCCUCGGAAGUCAAGUCGAGCCCCGCGCAGAGGAAUUAUGUCAAGUAUUUGGUUGUGCUAGGAUUGCUUGGCGUUGGAGCGUUCGCCUUCUCGGAUAAUGUCAAGCAUAUCUAUGGUGCGGCGAGGAGAAGUGGUCGCGUGGUUGGUACUCUCGCCGUCUGUAUCAAUGACUACCGUGUCACCCUCAACCAAGCCGCCGUCGCAUCACCGGAAGACUACGAUGCCCUAAUCCGCGCAUGCCACAAGCGCUGUGCAGAGCGCACCCUGCGCGUCUUGGAGAAGAACGGGUCAAUCUUCAUCAAGCUUGGCCAGCAUCUUAGUAGCAUGGGCUACCUCCUCCCUAUCGAAUGGACCUCGACUUUCAUCCCGCUCCAGGACAAAUGCCCUGUCUCGUCGAUCGAGUCAAUUGCAGAAAUGUUUGUCACCGACACCGGCCAGACGAUCGACGAGCUAUUCAGUUCGUUUGAGCCUACACCUAUUGGUGCCGCCUCUCUUGCACAGGUGCAUAUUGCCACGCUGAGAGAAACCGGGCAGAAAGUUGCGGUCAAGGUGCAGCAUCCUGCUCUUGCGGAGUGGGUGCCGCUGGACCUGUCGUUGACUCGGUUUACGUUCUCGAUGCUCAAGCGCUUCUUCCCGGAGUAUGAUCUUGAGUGGUUGUCGAGAGAGAUGGAUUUGUCUUUGCCUGUGGAAUUGGACUUCCGUAUGGAGGCCCAGAAUGCUACCGUUGCCAGCGAGUAUUUCAAGAAGCACUCCGACGCGCCAUUGGUUAUUCCAGAAGUGAUGUGGUCUCAAAAGCGUAUCCUUGUCAUGGAGUUCAUCUCUGGCCGCCGCCCCGAUGACCUCGCUUUCCUGGACGCGAACAAUAUUGACCGCGAAGAAGUCUCCGCCGCAUUCGCCCACAUCUUCAACGAGAUGAUCUUCGGCGACGAGGCUCCGCUGCACUGCGAUCCUCAUGGCGGCAAUAUCGCUAUUCGCCCGAACCCCAAUCGCCGCCACCCCAACUUCGAUAUCAUCCUGUAUGACCAUGGUCUUUACCGCAACAUUGACCGCGAUCUGCGCCGCAACUACGCCAAGCUGUGGCUGGCUGUGAUUGAUGCUGAUGUUCCCCGGAUGCGCGAGUACGCCUACAAGGUGGCAGGUGUCACGGAUGAGCAGUUCCCACUCUUUGCCAGCGCCAUCACCGGUCGUGACUACAGUGUCCUGACCAAGAAGAACGUCGCCUCUGCACGGACUGCUGAGGAGAAGAAGGAGAUCACUGGUGCCCUGGGCGAGGGCAUGUUGCAGCAGCUAGUCGUCUUGCUCGGCCAGGUCCCUCGAAUCAUCCUGCUGAUCCUGAAAACGAACGAUUUGACCCGCAGUCUCGACGAGAACCUCCACACCCGCCAAGGGCCCUUGCGCACAUUCCUCAUUCUCGCGCGCUACGCCACCCGGACCGUCUUCGAGGAGCAAAUGCAAUCGAUUCGUGAAUCGGGAGGCAUCUUCGUGAACUUCUUCCCGUUCCUGGCCGCAUGGGCUGGGUACCUCCGUGUCGAAGUGAGACUCUCGGUCUACGAGACUGUGUUGUCGUUGAAGAGCCGUUUUGGUCUUCGGACUGGCUUCUAG
Molecule: messenger RNA, 2058 nt
Organism: Penicillium daleae
Lineage: Eukaryota; Fungi; Ascomycota; Eurotiomycetes; Eurotiales; Aspergillaceae
Product: ABC1 kinase family protein
Exons: 4
Coding region: 1-2058 (685 amino acids)
Biological process (GO): mitochondrion organization; lipid homeostasis
Cellular component (GO): mitochondrial inner membrane
Source: RefSeq, a predicted model, not a curated record